Molecule: messenger RNA, 1203 nt
Organism: Vanrija pseudolonga
Lineage: Eukaryota; Fungi; Basidiomycota; Tremellomycetes; Trichosporonales; Trichosporonaceae
Exons: 3
Coding region: 1-1203 (400 amino acids)
Source: RefSeq, a predicted model, not a curated record
AUGGCAGCGACGAGCGCGCUGGCGAGCCCAGAGCUCUACACCCUCAUCCACCUCACCGCGGUGCAGCGGCACGCUGCCCUCCGGAAGAACGCCCUCUCCUGGACCGAGGCAGGCAGCGCGGAGGAGCGCGAGUGGCUCCACGCCGAGGAGGUGACCAACGGCGCCCAGCAGCCGUGGGUCAAGGAUCGUGCCGAGGGGUGGGGGUUUGAUGCUUGGGCUCUGGUGCGGCGGGACGAUGUAGCCGACCCGCACGACUUUUUGUCAUACGUGUCGACGUAUCGCCGGCCGGCGAUCUACCUCCCUCCCGGUGCGAGCAAGCCGAUCUCGACGAUCUCGUACGGCGUCGCGGGCGUCCACUGCCCCACAGAGCACCGUCGAAAGGGACACACGACGCACAUGAUGCGCUUGCUGCACUAUGUCCUCGCUGCGCCGGAACACCUGCCCCCCUUCCCGGCGAGUUGGGGCGCGGAGCCGGCGGUCAACGGGUUCCGGGACGCGCGGUUCAGCGUGCUCUACUCUGGGAUCGGGAAGGACUUUUACGAUCGCUGUCGGCAGGGCGAUGGAGCUGGUAGCCUGCCGGGCUGGGUCGCUGAACGGGAGCGGUACAUGCGCUUCUUUACUGUGGAGUAUGCCGACGGCGUCGAGACGGAGGAGCAUGACGAGGACGGGUGGGAGUGGCUUGAUCGCCAGCAGGUCAACGAUCUCGCGCCGCGUGUCGCCGAGUACAUGGCUACGAAGCUGGGUAGUGUCGGCAAGUCCGACCGCACGCGGCUUGCCAUCCUCCCCAGCCGCGGCCUGUUUGACAUCCACGCGCUGCGGUACACGCUGCAGCCGACAGCGAAGCCGUCUCCGUCGUUCGGCCUCCUCCUCCCCGCACCGGCGGGGAGCACGUCGCCCCUCGACCGCCCGUUCAUAACCUACACGUUCCACGAGCCCGAGCCCCCCGAGCUGCCGCGUGAGCGCCUGAUGCUAAACUACGUCCACCGGCCCGAGCUGGUGCCCUUCCGCGCGGUGGUGGCCGCUGCUCGCAGGCAAGGCGCGGGUGCCAUCGAGCUGUGGGGUGGCUGGUCGGCGUGGGAUGACGCGGGCAAGGACCUCGGCGCCCGCCUCGAGGACAGGCUCGAGGACGAGGGCGUCGCGUGCCUCGCGCAAUAUGGGUUUGGCGGCGACGACAAGGUCGAGUGGGAGUGGGCUGAACAGUGA